AAAGAAACCAGUGAAAGCAUAGAGAAUGACAGGAAGACACUGAGGCUGUGAGACAGGGAGAGAGAGAGAGAAGGGAGGGGUGUAGAAGGAGGGAGUGAGGGAGAGAGAGAGAGAGAGAGAGCAAGCUACAGGGACAAAAAGGGUGUGAACACGCUCGUACCCCCCUCUUGGUCCCGUCUUGUGGCACUGGCCACUGGUGUGAGUGUCUCUUUUAGCCACAGAAUACUAAAAAGUUGGGCAAAGUACACAGCAGCAACAGGACCUCCCAGACAACUGGCCUUUGCACCCCCCUCCAGUGGUGGCAAGACAGGGAGCAGACCUCCACCAUCAUCCAGUGCCCCCCCUCUCCCCCAAUCACGCCUGCCGAGGAUCAGCAUGUGGAUUUUACCCCCGUUUGUCGCCCUGGGGUUACUGGGAUUCUCCCGCUCAGACACACUGGAUAGCAAGAUUCCCGCGGUGAUGUCACGUGGCUGCAGCUAUGUUGGAGUUUUCCAUGUAGUGGGAGGAUCCCGCUACGCUCUAGACUUCCAGCAAGCGGAGAAUGUCUGCAGGAGCCUGGGGACCACACUGGCCUCCUUGGAAAACAUCACAGCAGCCUACAAGAAAGACAUGGAGAUAUGCAGAUACGGCUGGAUCAGCAAUGGGAACGUAACCAUUCUCAGGAGAACACCUCACCCCAACUGUGCCAACAACUUAACAGGAAUUUUAUAUUAUGCUGAUUCCUCAGGCUCCCUCGUGCACUUUGACGCCUACUGCUUUGACGAAAAGGACCUUUCAGACAAGAACUGCAGCGCCGCUUUCACUCGUAAUGCGAACGACACAGACAGCGUUCCUUCAGGAGAUGGUGUGGGGGGAGCAGCAGAGGCCGAGGGUUCCGAUGAGACACCUCAGACGUACACCUCCGCCACAAAUGAGUGGGUCAGUCCCUCAGACUCAGAAGAUGACACCACGGUGACCCCUGACCCUUUGACAUUCACAGAAGCAUAUAUAAGCUCCAAUCCAACAGAAACCCAGAACAGAACAGACCGAGUGAAUGGGGUGGAGGACAAGUAUGAUGUGGUCUCCUCACUACCAACAAUCAGCAUGACCUCCAGCCUAGAAGAGGAAUCUGACGGUAUAGCCGGAUCAGGGACACCGCCAGACGAAGCUACCCUGAUGUCCGAUGUGCCCGACACUAUAAACACACGAGGUAAAGAUAAUAAACAGAAUCGCAUGGUACCACGUGGUGGAGAAACAGAGAAUACUAAUGGGGUACCAGACUGGCUGAUCAUCUUGCUCGUGGUCUUGGUGGUGUUGAUCAUCAUUCUAAUAGCUGUUGCAGUUGCCAAUAGGAAUAGAUUGUGUGGAAAGCAUCAGACUCUGAUGAUCAGCAAGGAUGGAGGUGAAGGGAACGGGGCAGCGGCGGGGGCGGCAGCCAGCUCACGAGCCGAGGAACGAGAGCAGGAGAUGGUGACGCUGAUGCACAAGGAGAACAUCCAGGAGAACGGCAAAAAGGAGGAGUUCACCGUCAUUGCUCUAGAGGAGUCACCAGAGAAGGCCGAGCUGGCGUGAAAUGAGGGCGGGGACGACGGGGGUGGGGGGGUUUAGUGAGGCGCGGCCCGAGCAAACCUGGGGGGUUGGCCAGCAGAUGUUUUGGUGUACUGUUUGGCCUGAUAAACGUGAUGCCGUACUUAACUUGUCAAAUGUGUAUUUGAGAAGGAACAUUGAGUCAUUUAACUUGAUGAUUAAUCCAAACGUGCCAUCAGUAGCCUCCCUGAAGCUUCAGAAGUCAAAAUCCAGACUCUUCUAGGUCCAAGAGCUACAUAGAGUGUGAGCUAAGGGGAGAGCAUAGGAGAGGUUGGGUGCGUUGGUAAGGGAAAAUAAUCAGUUGGGGGGGUGGGGUGGGCAUUACUGGGAGGUGGAGUAAAAUCCUCCUCAGGGGCUAAGGAAUGAAGGACAGGAUGUAUAUAUAUAAAUAUGGUAUUUUCUGAAUCACACACCUGACCGUCUGAAAGACAGAACAAGAGAAACGCAGACAACCAUCAUGACAGGAGGGUAG
Messenger RNA from Paramormyrops kingsleyae, 2038 nucleotides. RefSeq lists its product as uncharacterized. Gene Ontology annotation, biological process: cell adhesion; inflammatory response; positive regulation of ERK1 and ERK2 cascade. Gene Ontology annotation, molecular function: cytokine receptor activity; hyaluronic acid binding. The record is from RefSeq and is a predicted model, not a curated record. Lineage: Eukaryota; Metazoa; Chordata; Actinopteri; Osteoglossiformes; Mormyridae. Gene Ontology annotation, cellular component: macrophage migration inhibitory factor receptor complex; basolateral plasma membrane; plasma membrane.